Molecule: messenger RNA, 921 nt
Organism: Helianthus annuus (common sunflower)
Lineage: Eukaryota; Viridiplantae; Streptophyta; Magnoliopsida; Asterales; Asteraceae
Exons: 2
Coding region: 89-646 (185 amino acids)
Source: RefSeq, a predicted model, not a curated record
CAAUUACCCUAUCCUUCUCUCAAACUCAACACCAGACACCCACAAACUUAUCAGACCCCCUACUCCAUCCCCCUCUCAUUUCUUUUGGAUGCAGACCCUUCCAAACAUACUCACACCUCUCGAUCUCACCCUCACCCCCCUUGUUUGGAUGAUCGGCAAACAACACCCCCCCCUGUUAAUCGUUGAUAAUCAACCAGCCACCACCCUUUGGUGGUGGCAUACGAUGGCUGAACGCGGAGAGAGAGAGAGAUCAGUGAGUUCUCGGCGGCGGCUAAACAGUUCGAGUAGGAGAGAGAGAGAAGGAUCGGAGAUGGUGAACGUGAGCGGCGGCGGACGGAGUGGUGAGCAGCGGUUUGAGUUAUUUCACUGGCUGCAGUUGCUGAUGAUGUUCUUUUCGGGUGGGCGUUUUGUUGUCGACUCAGGCAUGGUGGAGUGUCGGCUCAGAAUUUGUGCUCAGUUUUGGUUCGGUUCGGGUCAACAUUCAUAUUCGGGUCACGGCUUAGCUUCGGGUCAGAAUCAGGCUCGGGAUCUCUCGGGUUUUCAGUUUUGGGUCGUGGCUCGAGUUCUGGUCAUGUUAAUCAACAACAGGAUGGUUUUGGGUCACGGUCAACAGUCGGUCAACAAGGUCAAAGCUCGGUUAACCUGAGUCAACUCGGUCAAACCGAGUCAACUCAGUAAACGACAGUCAAUGAUGGUCAAACCAGUCAAUGCAAGACCCGGUAAAGUUUAACAACGCGUUGAACUUUCAUAUAUAUACGUUAGAUUUUAGUCAAUUUACGCGACCGAGCUCGACCCACUUGGACUAGAUAUUAGUUACGUUUUGAUACGUUUGACGAAAGCUUAUUAUAUAUUGAUUUGUUGAUUGAAUUAUUGUUGAGUUAACAAAAUACAACAACUUUUAUUGUCGGGAUAUUCAAAAAA